UUAUCAGUAAAAUAUACGGUUAUCAGUUGACAAAGCUUGAAGCUUCAAAACGGUGGUUGACAACAAUAAUAAUUAAUAACUCGGUUGAUUUGGAGUAAUUAUUGAAAGAAUAUUUAUGUAUAUUGGUCUAUGCCAUUAAUGAAACGUAAACAUGGAACACCCCUUGACUCUACAGUAGAGACUCAUAGAUAUAUUAUUAGUGUUGUUUUUUUGUGUGCAUGUUUUUUAAUUUUUUACUUUAACAAAAUGUGAAUGAAUGAUUGUGUUAUACUAUUCAAUAAACGUUUUUUUUUCUCUAUGAAAUGGCAUCGAUGCACAAAUGUAAACGAGUAUAUAUCAGUAAAAUAUCGUAAAAAAAAAUGUCUGUGAUAUUUAAAUCAUUUAAAUUCGAAAAUAAAGACGACAUUUUACAAAAAUUACUGGAACAUUCGUUCGGCCGAUCGAAAACAAUUUUCAUGAUAAAAGUCAAAGACAUUAAGAAAAAAUCAAACAAGUGUAAUGCCAAUGGAAUAGGCCACGUAUUGUUGGAGACGAUGGCGACCAAAUUGGAGAUGACAAACGACGGGUACAAAACGUUGGGCAGCAACGAUUGUUAUAUGAUGUUCGUGGACGUGAAAAAUAAAAAAGGAGAAGGCCUGGAUAUCGCCAUGGGCCGUCUUCGCGACCAAGACAGAAUUGUAGUGUUCAACGGUCGUAUCUGCAAACCAAUACAGGCGCGGAAACCCAUCCCGAUCAUAACGGUCCAAGCCGAACGCAAGUCGUCGGUGUUCCUGUUCAUCAACAGCUUGCCGAAAAAUCAUUCGCCGUCGUUGGUCGAGAAGAACCUCGCCAAAAUCACAAGAGCGGGACGGUAUUCGCUGUACGGGCACGUCUUGUCCACUGUCAGAUUUGUCGACGAGGACCUCAUGCUGUUGCAGUUGCAGUGCCACGACACGACCAAAGUGAACGUUCGCCGGUACCCGCAUAAUGUCCGCGAAUUUUGGAGGGUGCUGCAACGCGACAGCCACGCGGACGAUCGCGACACGGUACCCGUGCGACAGUACGACCGCGGCUCGAACCGGAUAGACGUGCUCGUGCAGUCACCGUGCCCCCAAUUCGUUGAGCUCAAAAAAGAUGUCCGGGUGCAGUUGACCUGCGUCAAGGUCAAGCACUGUGGUACGAAAGACGGCGAGAGGGUAUUUUCAUUGUGCGUAAAGGGCAAGAGCGAAAACCUGAGUGCCGACCCGAUCGAGACGCGCACCGUCAAUUCUCUUAGACCGCCGGCCACCAAGCCGCAUUUCCAGAUACCCGACGACCUCCGACCACCAGUGCCCAAGUAUAACCGUUUGGGCAUCACAGUGAACGCGCGAUCGGACCGGACGGCUUCCAAAACAAAGCGUCUAUCCGCGGCGUACGUUCAACGUUUAAUAGCCGAUUCGCCGCCCCCCGCCGAAGACAAGCCGACCACAUCGUCCGCUGGGUCAAAAUUACCAUGGUUCGAUGACACUUCGUCGGAUUCUUCGUCUGACGACUCUUGGCCUAAGUCGUCGUCCGAUGACGAUCUCAUUAGUUUUGUAAACAAGUCAAAGAACCGACAGUCACACGGCCAAACCCAGCCUACCGUUUCUUCUUCGAGCCCUGAUACCAACUCAGAAACUGUACCACAAAAUAUAUCAACAGACCAAAACGUUGUCGUUAUCGAAGCGAACAAUCCCCUUGAUUUCAAUGACCUGUUCAGCGACCACAAUAGGUUAUCGAACAGCUGUCCGCCAAAAGACCCAAUUGUCGUCUCUAAAGAUCCCGUUAACGAUGCGAACAACUCUGUUAGUUCCUUUGACCUGUUGAGCGACCACAAUAGUGUGUUAAACGACUUACCAUCAAAAGACCCAGUUAUCGUUUUGAAAGAUCCAGUUAACGAAGAGAAUAACUCCAUUUGUUCCAUUGACUCACCGUCAAAAGACUCUGUUAACGAAAUAAACUCUACUAUUGAGUCCAUUGACUUGUUGAGCGACCACAAUAAUGUGUUGAACGACUCACUGUCAAAAGACGUCCCAGUUGUCGUCGUCCCAAAAAAACCCCUUAAUGAAAUAAACAGCCCCGUUGUUUCCAUUGACCUGUUGAACGACUCACCGAUACUGAUAUCGGACGACAGCAUGUGUUCCACCGUGUUAGUCAGCGAUGACUCUUCUUCACCCGUUGUGAUUUCCAACAAUGAGGAUAGCAAUGAUCAAAGUCUUAGAUCUCCGGUGAUACUCAGAUUUUCCGAUUUUCAAAGAAGCCCCGUGCCUACACCUACCACCAUGAUCGAGGAACAAGAGAAACAAGACUGUGAAAUUGUGGAACCAUGCCGAUUAGUGUUCUUCGAACCAUUUAUGCUUGAUGAUUCCGACUUCACUCAACUUGUGGCUGGAUACUGUGUUGAGUGCACUACGUUCAAGUCAAUGUCUUUAUUGGUCUCGUCAACCGAAUGCGGUUUGGGCGGACCGUACAAGUGUCACACUUGUGAUAAAACUGUUGUUAUCACAUACUUUUUCAAAAUGAACUUUCUAUAUGGUCCUGAUGAUGAUCGAGCGUUGGGAGUGUGUUGCUACAACGACGUUGCCAAAAAUUUUAUUAAAACCUUGGUAUCAAAAGAAUUGACCGUAGAAGAGUACUUGUCUGACCCCAGUCAUAAGCAUUUGAUAACCAACGCCAUUAUGCAGUUAAUCGUCAAUAAAACCAAGAUGACCAUUCGUGUGAAACACUCCAAGCAAGACAAGACUUAUAUUUUACUUUCAAUUGAUUACUUCUUGUAAAACAAAAAUAUAUUGGAAAAACUAACAUCAGUAUCUAGAUACACCACCUGAAAAAUUUACUAGUCUUAGAAAAUACUGUCUUUUUUUUUUGAUGUUAUCAUACAGUGUUCAUUUCAUAAUCAGAUAUAUAAGUUAAAAGAAUUUUAUGAAAUAGAAAAAAUUUCAAUAUAGAUAUAAAGGUUAUAACCUUUUAAUAGUAAUAUCACCAUAAUACUAUAAUAUACUGAAUAACCAAUUUUAUUAAAUUUAAAAAAAAAAAUUGAAGGUAAAUAAAGAUAUGUAUUAAAAGAUAUUAUGUAAACUUAUAAACAUAAGUAUGAAAUUAUGACAAACACCGCAUUUUU
Molecule: messenger RNA, 3118 nt
Organism: Adelges cooleyi (spruce gall adelgid)
Lineage: Eukaryota; Metazoa; Arthropoda; Insecta; Hemiptera; Adelgidae
Exons: 2
Coding region: 360-2774 (804 amino acids)
Source: RefSeq, a predicted model, not a curated record